UGGCAUCCCGGUAGCCGUCUGCCUUUUCCGGCCCCGCGCCCCCGCCUCGCGUAGCGGACCCCUCCAGGGUGCGGAGAUCGUUCCGAACGAGCCGCUGCUUCCUCUGGGUGGCCACCUGCUCCAUCUGUGGCUUCGUCUACCUGUGUUCAGCCAUGGCCAGCGAGAGCUCCCCUCUGCUGGCCUACCGGCUCCUGGGGGAAGAGGGGGCUGCCUUCUCUGCUGGUGGACCUGGAGGUCCUGGAGGGGCUCCUGCCCGGAAGCUCUCCACCUUCCUAGGUGUGGUGGUGCCCACUGUCUUGUCCAUGUUCAGUAUAGUUGUCUUCCUAAGGAUUGGAUUUGUGGUGGGCCAUGCUGGGUUGCUGCAAGCCUUGGCCAUGCUCCUAGUUGCAUACUUCAUUCUGGCGCUCACUGUCCUGUCUGUCUGUGCCAUCGCCACCAAUGGAGCUGUGCGGGGGGGCGGAGCCUACUUCAUGAUCAGUCGGACCUUGGGGCCUGAGGUUGGAGGCAGCAUCGGCCUCAUGUUCUAUCUGGCUAAUGUCUGCGGUUGUGCCGUCUCUCUGCUGGGGCUGGUGGAAUCUGUGCUAGAUGUCUUCGGGGCUGAUGCUGCAGGGUCCAGUGGACUCAAAGUUCUGCCCCAGGGUUAUGGCUGGAACCUGCUCUAUGGCUCCCUGCUGCUGGGCCUCGUAGGUGGAGUGUGCACAUUGGGUGCUGGCCUCUAUGCCCGUGCCUCCUUCCUUACAUUCCUGCUGGUUUCUGGCUCCUUGGCCUCAGUGUUAGUUAGUUUUGUGGCAGUGGGGCCCAGGGACAUCCCCUUAACUCCUCGGCCUGGCUCCAAUGGCUCCUCCCUGCCAGCCCGGUUUGGCCAUUUCACCGGCUUCAACAGUAGCACUCUGAAGGACAACUUGGGUGCUGGCUAUGCCCAGGACUACACCACUGGGGCCAUGAUGACCUUCGCCAGUGUCUUUGCUGUUCUCUUUAAUGGUUGUACAGGCAUCAUGGCUGGGGCCAACAUGUCAGGGGAGUUGAAGGACCCCAGCCGGGCGAUUCCUCUGGGCACAAUUGUUGCGGUGGCUUACACCUUCUUCAUCUACGUCCUGCUUUUCUUCCUCUCCAGUUUCACCUGUGACAGAACCCUGCUGCAGGAAGACUAUGGGUUCUUUCGUGCCAUCAGCCUAUGGCCUCCGCUGGUGUUGAUUGGGAUCUAUGCUACAGCACUCUCAGCCUCCAUGAGUUCCCUCAUCGGUGCCUCCCGAAUCCUGCACGCCCUGGCCCAGGAUGACCUCUUUGGAGUGAUCUUGGCACCAGCUAAGGUUGUGUCUGGAGGGGGGAACCCCUGGGGAGCUGUCUUGUAUUCUUGGGGUCUAGUCCAACUGGUGCUCCUGGCAGGGAAGCUGAACACCUUGGCUGCCGUGGUCACCGUCUUCUACUUGGUGGCCUAUGCAGCAGUGGACCUGUCGUGCCUAAGCCUGGAGUGGGCCUCAGCCCCCAACUUCCGCCCCACCUUCAGCCUGUUCUCCUGGCACACCUGCCUGCUGGGCGUGGCCUCCUGCCUGCUUAUGAUGUUUCUUAUCAGCCCAGGGGCAGCCGGGGGCUCCUUGCUUCUCAUGGGCCUGCUGUCUGCCCUGCUCACAGCACGAGGAGGCCCCAGCAGUUGGGGCUAUGUCAGCCAGGCCUUGCUCUUCCACCAGGUGCGUAAGUACCUGCUCCGGCUGGACGUCCGGAAGGAACACGUGAAGUUCUGGCGGCCCCAGCUGCUGCUCCUGGUGGGGAAUCCCCGGGGUGCCUUGCCUCUGCUGAGGUUGGCCAACCAACUCAAGAAGGGGGGGCUCUAUGUACUGGGCCACGUCACCCUGGGUGACCUUGACUCCCUGCCCUCGGACCCUGUUCAGCCGCAAUAUGGGGCAUGGCUGAGCCUGGUGGACCGGGCCCAAGUGAAGGCCUUUGUGGACCUCACCCUCUCAUCCUCUGUGCGCCAGGGAGCUCAGCAUCUGCUGCGGAUCUCAGGCCUUGGUGGCAUGAAGCCUAACACGUUGGUCCUGGGUUUCUAUGAUGAUUCUCCACCACAGGACCAUUUCCUGACAGACCCAGCUUUCUCCGAGCCUGCAGACAGUACCAGGGAGGGUGGGUCCCCAGCCCUGAGCACUCUGUUUCCUCCACCACGUGCACCUGGGAGUCCCCGGGCUCUCAGUCCCCAGGACUAUGUGGCCACCCUGGCAGAUGCCCUCAAGAUGAACAAGAAUGUGGUUCUAGCCCGGGCCUGUGGGGACUUGCCCCCUGAGCGAUUGAGCCGGGGGUCUGGAAGCUCCACUCAGCCUCAUCAUGUGGAUGUGUGGCCUCUCAACCUGCUGCGACCCCGCGGUGGUCCCGGCUAUGUGGACGUCUGUGGUCUCUUCCUCCUGCAGAUGGCCACCAUCUUAGGCAUGGUGCCUGCCUGGCACAGUGCCCGCCUCCGGAUCUUCCUGUGUUUAGGCCCUCAGGAGGCCCCUGGGGCAGCUGAGGGGCGUCUCCGGGCACUGCUGAGCCAACUAAGGAUUCGGGCAGAGGUGCAGGAGGUGGUGUGGGGUGAAGGGGCUGUGGCUGGGGAGCCAGAAGAAGAGGAAGGGGACUUUGUGAACAGUGGGCAGGGAGAGGCAGAGGCAGAGGCCCUGGCCAGCAGCGCCAAUGCCCUGGUACGUGCCCAGCAGGGGCGAGGCACUGGCGGAGGGCCUGGGGGGCCAGAGGGUAGGGAUGGUGAACAGGGGCCCAUCACAGCCCUCACCUUCCUGUACCUGCCUCGGCCACCUGCCAAUCCUGCCCGCUAUCCUCGAUACCUGGCACUGCUGGAGACUCUGAGCCGUGAUCUGGGCCCCACACUGCUGGUUCACGGUGUCACCCCAGUCACCUGCACUGACCUCUGAUGCUGAACUUCCUAGGUUGGGUAGGAAGGGCCCAGGCUCAUCUUGACUAACGAACCAUUUGCCUGCACUGGCCCUGCCCUCGGGAGCACGGAACCUGGCUGUUUAGGGAGAUCCUGGCCUGGCCCAUCUCCUUUGGGAGAGGGACCUCAUGCACUAAUGUGGAUGUUUGACCCCACUGUCCAGGACAGGGCAUCCACAGCCCUCCCCCUAACAGGCCUCUCCCUUCACUGGUGCCUUGAUGGGAGGGGCUGGUCUCCUCUGCAAUGCUAGGCUACCUCAGUGUCCCCAUCCUGGCCACAGAUGCAUCGGCCCCCUGGGGUGGUGAUAUUUUUUUUUUGUUGUUGUUCUGUUUUAUUUUUCUAACUGCUGACCGUGAAUA
Messenger RNA from Castor canadensis (American beaver), 3276 nucleotides. It is a transcript of the gene Slc12a9, whose product is annotated as solute carrier family 12 member 9. Gene Ontology annotation, molecular function: potassium:chloride symporter activity. The record is from RefSeq and is a predicted model, not a curated record. Gene Ontology annotation, cellular component: membrane. NCBI's taxonomy places the organism in Eukaryota, Metazoa, Chordata, Mammalia, Rodentia, Castoridae. Gene Ontology annotation, biological process: potassium ion homeostasis; chloride ion homeostasis; cell volume homeostasis.